ACUCAGCAUUGCCUUCUUAAUUGUUCUAUUAUGCGGAAUCUGUUUGUAUGCUGCUUUACUGCUAGUUGAGAAGCUGAGAAACAUGUAUCCAAUUAACUAUGUUAUAUUGGGGUUGGUGGUUGUUUUACUGUUUGUCGGUGCGGGAUAUGUUUAUAGUGGCCCAGUACCUCUUGGUGUCUCAAUUGGUGUAACCCUUGUGGUCUCAGUGAUAAUAAUAUUUACCUGUUGGAAUUUGAAUAAUCUGACAGCGAAGGGAUUCAACGUAUUCGCUACAGUAGCAGCUGGACUUGCUUUCGUGGGAUUUCUUCUCCUUAUCCUCAAGGCGAUAUAUAAAACG
Trichobilharzia szidati is the source of this 337-nucleotide messenger RNA. The record is from the annotation of a GenBank genome assembly. NCBI's taxonomy places the organism in Eukaryota, Metazoa, Platyhelminthes, Trematoda, Strigeidida, Schistosomatidae.